This is a messenger RNA of Cryptosporidium ubiquitum, 423 nucleotides long. RefSeq lists its product as uncharacterized. NCBI's taxonomy places the organism in Eukaryota, Apicomplexa, Conoidasida, Eucoccidiorida, Cryptosporidiidae. The transcript is spliced from 3 exons. Bases 1 to 423 code for a protein of 140 amino acids. The record is from RefSeq and is a predicted model, not a curated record.
AUGGAGUGCCUAAUUUGUUUUACUGAUUUGGAUGAAAUCAAUUCCGUUGAAUACAAAACCUCUUCUGAUUCUAAAUGGUUUAAGUCACUUUUUUGUAUUGAUUGUAUUGGAACCUUGAAAAAGACUCAAUAUCAAAGGUAUUGUGACUUAGUGACAAAUACUAAAUGCCUUAAAGAGCAGAAAUCUCUACUAAAAAGAGGACCUCCUAUUAACAUACAUGAUAAGCAUGGUUUCCCAGAGUGUGGAGAAAAUGAGGUCUUUAUGCUUUGUAAGUCAGACAACAGGGAUAUAAUCUCUCCAAAACUUGAUGGAUCUUUGAUGGGAGAAGAAAGAGUCAAAUACUGGGACUACCUUAAACAAUUUAUUUCCAAAGAUCUUCUAGAAAAUGAAAGUUCUAAAGACGAAGAAAAUGAUGAUUCUUAA